Messenger RNA from Schizosaccharomyces osmophilus, 333 nucleotides. Its product is annotated as RNA 5'-triphosphatase. Bases 1 to 333 code for a protein of 110 amino acids. Lineage: Eukaryota; Fungi; Ascomycota; Schizosaccharomycetes; Schizosaccharomycetales; Schizosaccharomycetaceae. The record is from RefSeq and is a predicted model, not a curated record. The transcript has a single exon.
AUGGUUCGAAAACCAAAUCAGACAGACAUUCAAGACUUCACCAAAAGCGAAGCUCAGACCCGUCUUAACGAAAUGGAUUUUAAAGGGUUAGUACACGACAAAAAUGACCUUUCAAAGGUUGAAAAAAAGCGGACAAUUGAAAACGAACCCGAGACAACAGAGAGUGAUAAGAAAAAACCGAAAACCGUUGCAGUUACAAAACCGGAAAUAAAUAUUCUAAAUAAGCCUGUUCUACAUGAUACAACUCGAACAGUUUCGAAUUUUCUACUUCAUUAUUUGACUAAUGAGCCUGUGGAAAACAUUGAGGUAAGUCAAGUCUCAAAGGGUUUCUAG